Cladocopium goreaui is the source of this 681-nucleotide messenger RNA. The record is from the annotation of a GenBank genome assembly. NCBI's taxonomy places the organism in Eukaryota, Dinophyceae, Suessiales, Symbiodiniaceae.
AUGACGAUGAAAGGCCCUGAAGACUACCGCACCAUCAGGUUGGAGCCAGGGAUCAUCCGAUGCCACCGGGCGGAGGCCUGGCACUCUGGGCGUUGGAAGCCGCCUGUGGGAGCCACAUGGAGUUUCAACUUCGCCCUGGCGGUUGAGAAGACCGCCAACUGCUUUGUGAAUGUGGGUCUGGUGGAGUGGCUGGCAGCACGACAGGAGAGCGAGGGCACGGUGAAUGACGAGAGUUUGGCUGAGGUUUUGAAGGUGAAAUCUGAAGCUGAGGACAAUGUUCCGGGCGGAUGGCUACCUGAGCAGCACGUGCACGAGAAUCCAAAGCAGAUGAUGUUGGGCUGCAGGAAGGGCGUGCAGUGGUUUGGCAACGCGGCCAAAGUCCCAUUGUUCCAGGAUAACAUCAUGGAAGGCUCACUGCUUCGAUUUCGCUGUGACUACCAUUUGAAUCGACAGGGAGACAUCGCGCAGGUGAAGAUUUGGUUUUUGCCUUCGCCAGUGACUUUUGAGUACGGCGGCCAACACACCAUCACGGAGGCGGACAUGUGGUUUGAGCCUCUGGCACAAUGGUGGGAACCACGGUGCCAAGACAGGAAGAUGCGCUCGCUGUGGGUGCCAGCGGUCACGAUGUAUACCUGUGAGGACGUCGUCACAGUACCUGAUGCGUUGGUGCGAUGGUUAUGA